Ilex paraguariensis (yerba mate) is the source of this 298-nucleotide messenger RNA. The record is from the annotation of a GenBank genome assembly. Lineage: Eukaryota; Viridiplantae; Streptophyta; Magnoliopsida; Aquifoliales; Aquifoliaceae.
AUGGUGGCCCAGGUUGUGAACUCCGGCGAGCCUACGACGGAGCCAUGGUUCAAACCCAAGAAAGGAAGCGUAAUUCCGGCAAAGAGAAGGUCGGUGAAGAAGAUGAUGUUGGACACCAUAGUUCAAUCUGUUGCUUGUCUAUUUCGAUCUUCUUCUUCUUUAUGUUCCUCUGGAAUACCACUGUCUGAAAACUGUGGCAGUUCUAAUAUGAUUUCACCAGACACAGCAUCAAAGGCAAAGACAGAUGAGAACAAGAAGACAAUGAUGAAGAAGAAGGAGAAGAAACCCAGUCACAAGG